Messenger RNA from Rhinichthys klamathensis goyatoka, 1429 nucleotides. It is a transcript of the gene sgcd, whose product is annotated as sarcoglycan, delta (dystrophin-associated glycoprotein). The record is from RefSeq and is a predicted model, not a curated record. The coding region runs from base 243 to 1124 and encodes 293 amino acids. Lineage: Eukaryota; Metazoa; Chordata; Actinopteri; Cypriniformes; Leuciscidae. The transcript has 8 exons. Gene Ontology annotation, cellular component: sarcoglycan complex; sarcolemma. Gene Ontology annotation, biological process: heart contraction; cardiac muscle tissue development.
GAUACCAGACUAAGAGUCCAGGAAAUUCCUGCAGACUCUGAGGCAGGGAUUUUGGCUUGCGCGUCCACUAUUGGAAAAGCUGACAGUGUCGGAAGGGGGGAUUGUAACUGCCUGAAGUCGGAAAAAAAGAAAGACAGAGGCAGAGAAAAUAGGCCUCAUGCCAUCUUUAAGUGGUGUCUCAGUCUACUUUUAUCCGCCUGUCACACCCUGUGUGCACUAGCUUGGACUUCAGAUUGAGAGCCAUGGUCAGGAUGAUGACCCAGGAACAGUGCCCUCAUAGGAACAAUGUCCAGAGUACUGAAAAACCGCAACUGUAUAAAGUGGGGAUCUACGGCUGGCGGAAACGUUGCCUUUACUUCUUUGUCCUCCUCCUCAUGAUCCUCAUAGUGGUCAACCUCGCUCUCACCAUCUGGAUCCUCAAAGUUAUGAACUUCACUAUAGAUGGCAUGGGUCACCUGCGUAUCACAGAAAGAGGCCUGAAACUGGAGGGCGAUUCGGAAUUCCUUCAGCCGCUGUAUGCCAAAGAAAUCCAGUCCAGACCAGGAAGCCCAUUGUUCCUGCAGUCUUCUAAGAACGUGUCUGUCAACAUCCUCAACGAAAAGAAGCAAUUAGUAUCUCAACUCGUUGCAGGUUCUCAUGGAGUUCAUGCACGGGGCAAAAUGCUGGAGGUAAAAUCAAGUGCAGGAAAACUGCUCUUCUCUGCAGACGACCAUGAGGUGGUAGUUGGUGCAGAGAGAUUACGAGUUAUGGGAGCGGAGGGUGCAGUGUUCAGUAACUCAGUGGAGACCCCGCAUGUGAGGGCCGAGCCCUUCAAAGAGUUACGGCUGGAGUCUCCCACACGUUCGCUUUACAUGGAGGCACCUAAAGGAGUGAAAAUAGAAGCCGACGCAGGGGAUUUCCAAGCGACCUGUAGGAGCGAUUUACGCCUGGAGUCAAAAGAUGGAGAGAUCACCUUGGAUGCCAGGAAAAUCAAGCUCCUACGUCUGCCGGAGGGAAAAGCCCCCUCCCCCUCUGGAACUAGACAGACUGUCUUUGAGGUGUGUGUCUGUCCCAACGGAAAACUCUUCUUAUCACAAGCAGGAACUGGCUCCACUUGCCAGAUCAGCAGCAACUUAUGCCUCUAGAUACACACAAACUCACUUCCACACACACACACUACAUUACACUCAUACAUACAGAGGAAUCGUUCCUCUUGAAGAAACCAACGUUGACAAGAACCGAAAAGGAUUUCCUCAAGAUUCGUGAAAAUACUUUGUAAAACAAUGUUUGAACCAGAAACUUUCAAGGUGAUCACCAGAAAACCAUUCGACACAUCGUUAAAGUCGCGCAUACCUUGCUUUUUCUCAUUAGCGUCCUCUUUUUCAAUCAGAAUCAAUAUGUUUUGCUGAGGAAAGUACCGUGGGUGCUUUAUCUUGCAUACGCCACAUAA